Linum trigynum is the source of this 3385-nucleotide messenger RNA. NCBI's taxonomy places the organism in Eukaryota, Viridiplantae, Streptophyta, Magnoliopsida, Malpighiales, Linaceae. The record is from the annotation of a GenBank genome assembly.
CUACUUUCACUCUCGUUGCAGGAAAUUUGAAAUGGGCCUCUCGUUUUUCCUGUAUUAUAUUAUGUGUAGAUGGAAGAAACAAACUGGUUUCCCGGCGCCAGCGGCUGUACACCGCCGCCGUGGGAGAUAAACCCUUCACCUCGCCGGGAAAACAGAAAAGGGAAGCGGCAGCGGAAGCGAAGAACAGAAGCCACGACGGCUGGUUGCAACCUUUUCUUUUCCGGUCCAGCCACACUGCCAACACAUUCUUCCUAAAUGGCUAAAGGUCAAGCCCUAAGCUCCUUUUUCCGUGUCGCAGUACUACGUUCCAAAACCCCCUCCGCCGGCCCCGUUGCCGUUCCUCCGACCACUACCAACGAUGGUCUACAACUUUGCGCUCCCAUCAUCAACGCCUGCUCUGCCACCAAGCGCUCUGCUAAAACCUCGAAGAAAUGCAGUACUCCUGCCCUCGCGACCCCCUCCUCCGCCGCCACCAUCGCAGCCUGCUGCUCCCCAGCAUCUUCCUCGACGACCGAAGGCUCCGUUAAAACCCUAAAGAAAUGCUCCCUUAAAUCAAAGCAGAAUCCUGCUUCAGCUAGUUCCACGCUGCCCGAUAGCAAGAUGGAAGCUUCCAGUAACGGCUCAGAUGAUGCCCCACUUGAGCUGACAGGGGACCUAACGACCAUAAUGAUCGAUACUGUUUCAGAUCUCUGGCCCAAUUCAAAGGGAGCCAGUGAAGAGACAUCUUCAGAAAUUAGAUUGGAUAUCCCUUUUUUUCCUAAUCUCACAAGUGCAGAUAUCUCUUCACAACGGAAAGACGUGAGACGUGCGAGUAAAGAUAAAUUCAUCUUCAGCUCUGGUCAGGAACAUCAUGUUCAGCGGAUAGCCAGAACAUGCGCCGAGAAGCUUGGACCAGAGCAGACCCUAAAUGUAUUUGGAAAGUUGCGGCAAGGAACAGGCGUAAAAGAGUAUGAUGCAUUGAUAAAGAGCUGCUUAAAGAUAGCCAGGGAAACUAAAGAUGAUGAGAUUAUCUCGAAGCAAAUGUCUGUGUGCUUUCAUCUCCUCACCAUGAUGAAGGAACAAGGUUUCCAGAUUGAAGAAAAUACCUAUGGACCUGUGCUUUUGUACCUUAUUGAUAAGAGCAUGGUUCAAGAAUUUCAUUCUCUUCAUCAAACCAUUAAAACUGAGAACCCUAGCUCUCUUGCAAGAUUAGGUUACUAUGAGAUGCUGCAAUAUAUUAGAGUUGGUGAUGAGCAAAAGAUUCAAGAACUCUGCAGUGCAAUAUCUCUUGGUUGCGAAACUAAGAAUCUCAGGAUACAUGAAAAUUAUUUUAUAGCACUUUGUGAAAGUAACCGGAAGAAUGAUAUUUUGCCACUGUUGGACGUUAUUGAUGUAACAAGAUUUGAGUCAGUAGAGCAUAUUUCCACGAUCUUUAAUACCUUUGGAAGGUUGUCUCUGGAGUCCUCCGCGAUGAAGUUCCUUUUGGCAUGCAAAAGUUGUGAUAAUGAUGCAGAAAAAAUCUCAACUCUUGUCUGUAGUUAUGCUACUGGAAUUCCAAAUUUAGAGGUUGAGGAUGUCAUUUUAAAGUUCAAAGAGCUGCACUCAGAACUGGGCAUAAAACCUUCUAUGGGUUCUUAUGAGCAGCUCAUAGCUUACUGCUGUGAUAAACUCAAGGUUUACGUUGCUCUUGACUUGGUCGACCAAAUAUAUGAAGAUCAAUUAUCCUUAUCCAUGGACACGUUUUGUAAACUACUGGAUGCCAUAGAUGAAAGCUCAGACUAUAUUCUGGUCCGGAGGAUGUACUCCUUGCUGAGCAAUCAUGAUUUGCAACCAACUAUUGAUACAUUCAGGAAAUUGAUAACCUUGAGUGUGAGGAUAAAGGACUUUGACCUGGCAUAUGCCAUGCUUGAAGAUCUGAAGAACAGGGGAUUCAAACCUACAGCAACCAUGUUUAACGUUAUAAUGGGAGGAUUUUUCCGGCAGAAGAAUACGUAUAGUGCACUGAAGGUUCUGAAGGACAUGGAGCUCGCGGAUGUAAAACCAGAUUCUCAGACCUACAGCUAUUUGAUAGGCAAUUGUGUGAGUGAAGAUCAAAUUGUAAAGUAUCACGAAAAGAUGCAGCUUGAUGUUGUUAAAUCUACAAAGCAUGUUCCAAUGGCGCUUGUCAAUGCAUAUGCAGCGUCUGGAAAUUUUGAGAAAGCAAAACAGGUACUAUUGGACAAAACCACUGUAGAUGAGGACGUUAAAAGUGUUCUCGUAUCUGCUCUGGCAUGCCAUGGACAAUUUUUUGAUGCACUUGCUAUAUACAAGGAAUUUAAGGAUGCAGGAAACAAUAUAACGUCAAAAGCUGUCAGAAAUCUAAUUGAGCAAUUUCCAUCUGAUGGAGAGAUAAGCGAGUUACUUGCACUGUUGGAAGAAGUGCAUGAUUCUGAGUAUUGGGUAGAUGCAUGUUGCAGGGUUGUGAUACAUUGUAUUCGUAAUAAGCAUUCCAGUUGUCUUUAUGAUUUGCUCAAACUACUCAUGGAGAAAUUUUCAGACGACGAAGUCACAAUGGAAGUGCUAUUUGAUGAGUUCUUUGCAACUAUCGCUGAUACAGAACGACCAGACUUAGAGAUCGGAUUAAAGUUGCUAGGAAUAAUCAAAUGUGAACUUGGUGUAAGCCCUUCCCGAAAAAGUCUUGAUUUUCUUUUGCAUACUUGCGGCAGGGCCAAGGACUUGGCUCAUGCACGUUCCGUGUGGAAAGAGUAUGAACUGGCUGGUCUUCCUUACAAUGUCUUGAGUUAUUUGAGGAUGUACCAAGUUCUUCUGGCUUGUGGAAGCCACACCACUGCCAAAAGCUUCCUAACUAAAAUACCAAAAGACGACCCUCACGUCCGUAUGAUUAUUGUAGCGUGUCAGGUAACCUACAAAUCUAAACCCAGAAAAAAGUAGAAGACAAUAGGGUUAGUUCGUCCUGUCCAUUGAAAUAGCCGUCCUGACUUCAAACCACUCAGAGAUGAGAUGGCAAUUCUUUUAGGGGAACCUUGAUGGAAAGAACAAGCCGUCGGGUGCCCAGGAACAAGUAUAGAAUAGAUCUAUUAACUUCCUGUUAGUGAUUUUGUAUACCCUCAGUUUAGGGACACUUGAAGUGUUGAUAGUCCCUGAACAAGUCACAUGAUGUACUUCAAAAUUCCAAAUACAAGUGAUGAGAAAUCUUAAUUAGAAAAUGUUUUUGAGUAUCGAUCUGAUAUGAUUCCUUUACAUGUUUUCACAUACAUAAUCGAAUUCGUGAGUACUCAAGCACGAGAGCCCUCUCUUUGUACCAUGUUGAGAAUGAUUUCAUUCUAAUGGCUCGAGUCGAUCUCAUACUGUUUCUUUUAAGCCUGCCAAGAGAAUCCCUGAGCUACAAGAAAUGAUCACGUUCGUC